AUAUCGAGAACCACACAUGCCCUUUUGCCUGUCACUGCUAACGUCUUUUCGGCACGCGCCUGCCUACCUUCGUCGUCGUUCCGUCCGCUCCCGCUACAACUAGCGCGGCGCCAUGUCCGCCCACCUCCGCCUCCUCUCCGCCGCGCCGCUCCCGGCGCUCCUCCCCACCCGCCGCCUUCCCGCCGUGCCCACUCCCGCUCUCGCCGCCCGCGCGGCACGCCUCGUCCUCAGCCGCCCGCUUACCGAGCCACAGCCGCCGCGCCUCCCCCGUGGCGCCGCCGCCCGCUGCCGCGGGGUGGCCGUGGCGGGAGCGGAUGGGGAUGAGCCGGCGGCGGCGGCGGCUGGAACGGCGGGGUUGUGGGAGCAGGUGCGGGACAUCGUCGUGUUCGCUGGGCCGGCGCUGGGGCUCUGGAUCUGCGGGCCCCUCAUGAGCCUCAUCGACACCAUGGUCAUCGGCCAGACUUCCUCCCUCCAGCUCGCUGCCCUAGGGCCUGGAACGGUGUUCUGCGAUUACCUCUGCUAUAUAUUCAUGUUCCUUUCGAUCGCGACCUCCAACAUGGUGGCCACCUCCUUAGCUAAAAAGGAUGAAGAACUUGCACAGCACCAAGUAUCUAUGUUGCUGUUUGUUGCUCUUACUUGUGGUUUAGGAAUGUUUUUGUUCACCAAGCUUUUUGGGACUCAAGUGUUAACUGUGUUUACUGGAUCGGGGAACUAUGAUAUCAUUUCUGCUGCCAAUACAUAUGCACAGAUUAGAGGCUUUGCAUGGCCUGCAGUUCUGGUUGGCUUAGUUGCUCAAAGUGCUAGUCUAGGCAUGAAAGAUUCUUGGGGUCCCUUGAAGGCAUUGGCAGCUGCUAGUGUUAUCAAUGGUGUUGGGGACCUUCUUCUCUGUUCUGUAUGUGGAUAUGGAAUUGCUGGCGCUGCCUGGGCAACUAUGGUUUCACAGAUUGUUGCAGCUUUUAUGAUGAUGCAAAAUCUAAAUAAGAGAGGAUUUCGAGCUUUUUCAUUCACAAUCCCAUCAUCAAGUGAGCUUCUGCAGAUUUUUGAAAUUGCAGCUCCUGUUUUCAUAACAAUGACCUCCAAGGUAGCAUUUUACGCGUUACUUACGUAUUCUGCAACUUCUAUGGGAGCAAUAACACUUGCAGCCCACCAGGUUAUGGUUAAUGUCCUAUGCAUGUGCACUGUUUGGGGUGAGCCCCUGUCACAAACUGCACAGUCAUUCAUGCCAGAGUUGAUAUAUGGAGCUAAGUGCAAUUUGAUGAAGGCAAGGAUGCUAUUGAAAUCACUUGUCAUGAUUGGAGCAAUAACUGGAACGACUGUGGGGGCAGUAGGAACACUUGUUCCGUGGCUUUUUCCUAGUCUCUUUACUAAUGAUUUUAUGGUUGUCCAACAGAUGCAUAAAGUGCUGAUUCCAUAUUUCUGUGCAUUAUUGGUGACACCUUCAGUGCAUAGUCUUGAAGGAACAUUAUUGGCUGGAAGAGAUCUCAGGUUUUUGAGUCAAUCAAUGGGAGCAUGCUUUGGCAUUGGAACCUUUCUACUAAUGAUCAUUCGCAACAAAUUUGGUAGUUUGCCUGGAUGCUGGUGGAUACUUGUCUUGUUUCAGUGGGGUCGGUUUGGAAGUGCUUUACAACGGCUUCUUUCUCCAACGGGCAUGCUAUAUAACGAAAACUUCAAUAACCAUCAUGAUGAGUAUGUCAAGGUGAAGGCCACAUAAGAAGUAGUAUGAAUUAUAGGUUUUCCUGAGGUGACAACAAAGAUGAAAAGAGUUGCAUAAGCCCAGAAAGAUCAUUCUGCAAUCUCUGCUGAUCAGUGGCACCUCAGCUCUCAUACAGAAGCUGCACUUAGUUCAUAGUAUGAUCUUUGGAACGGAAUUCAAGACAUGAUGGCCCAGAAGAUUAGACCAGGAAAAAUCAGUAAGUUGUAGGGUAGAAUUCGUUCUCCUGUCAUGAUAUACUCCCUCCGUCCCAAAAUAUAAGCAUUUUUAACUAUAAAUAUAGACAACUGUGUGUCCAGAUUCAUAGCUAAAAAUUGUUAUAUUUUGGGACGGAGGUAGUAGUAUAUAGUUUUGUCCUAGGAAUUAUACCUGCAAGCAACAUUAUUGCUACGGUAAGGAAAUGUUUUCCACUGUCAAACACGAAGGCUGUCAAAGAGCAGUUAAUUGAGCAUACGCAGAAGAAAGCAAAAAUAGAUAAGAACAAAAAUUUCCACAUCUUUCUCCGCGAAAAGAUGUCAAUA
Molecule: messenger RNA, 2232 nt
Organism: Oryza sativa Japonica Group (Japanese rice)
Lineage: Eukaryota; Viridiplantae; Streptophyta; Magnoliopsida; Poales; Poaceae
Product: protein DETOXIFICATION 46, chloroplastic
Biological process (GO): transmembrane transport
Cellular component (GO): membrane
Molecular function (GO): xenobiotic transmembrane transporter activity; antiporter activity
Source: RefSeq, a predicted model, not a curated record